UUUUUUUAAAUUUUUUUAAUGAUUAUUAAUUUUUGGAUAAAUUUUCUUCAUUUCUCUCUCUCUUUGUCAACUAUCCAACUCCUUUAUUCAUUUACUUAUUUAUUUGCACCAAACCACACCCAAUGGCACCUUUACUUUCCGCACCGGAUCUUUACGCAACCAAACCACAAUCCACCACCUCACAAUCAUCAUUACCUCCUUGUAUCGCUCACGCUCACCUUGCACAGCAAAGUGAUCCUCCAAUGGUACAACUUUGGCUACCCAUGGCUCAUAACAGCACUCCACAGUCUCAGCUGCAUCAUCGGCAUGCACAUCCUCCGCAUAACCAACCGAUAUACACCCAAGCCGCUGAAAUCGCCACAGCACAGGUACAUCAUCCUGGCUUUCUCCCUCCUCUACACCAUCAAUAUAGCCAUAAGCAACGUGUCGUUGCACCAUGUCUCCGUGCCACUCCAUCAGGUCGUCAGGGGGACCGUGCCGGUAUUCACUGUGGUUCUGUCAAAAAUUGCAUUGAAACGCAGGUACUCGAGCCAAGUGUAUGCGAGCUUGGUGCCGGUGGUUGUUGGCGUCGGGGUGGCCACGUAUGGAGAUUACGGGAGCACCCGGGUGCUGGGAUUAGUGUUAACAUUGGCCGGAACCGUUUUGGCCGCAGUAAAAACCGUUGUCACCAAUGGUCUCUUAGUCGGCGACUUGGGGCUAGACCUCGAACCAUUAGAUUUGCUGUACCAUCUGAGUCCCCUGGCUUUGGCCCAAACUACUCUUUGGGGCUUAUUCAGCGGGGAACUCGGAGCUGCAUUGCGGACGGAGUAUCCAUCGCUGAUCGGACUUUUGGUUACAUUGGCGGUUAAUGGGUCGGUCGCUUUUGUUCUGAAUAUUUGCACUGGCGAUGACGGUUACGGGAAUGUCAAAGUCGUGCUUACGGUAGUUUUGGGGUGUCUUUUGUUUGGCGUUUCGUUGUCAUUGAUAAGUGUUGUUGGCGUGGUUGUCACCUUGACGGGCGGUAUUGCCUAUUCUGCGGUAAGGUUGAGGGAGAGCAAGUCGGCUAAACAUUACGUUUGAAUAUGUUUACUGCUAUUUGCAUUAUUUAAAAUAUAAUUCCUAUCUACACAUGUGCCAUGUAUCAUUGAAAUAUUUGUAUUUUAUUGUUUGCAUUAAUAGAUA
Kickxella alabastrina is the source of this 1161-nucleotide messenger RNA. RefSeq lists its product as uncharacterized. Gene Ontology annotation, cellular component: Golgi apparatus. NCBI's taxonomy places the organism in Eukaryota, Fungi, Kickxellomycota, Kickxellomycetes, Kickxellales, Kickxellaceae. The record is from RefSeq and is a predicted model, not a curated record. The transcript is spliced from 2 exons. Gene Ontology annotation, molecular function: antiporter activity. The coding region runs from base 19 to 1059 and encodes 346 amino acids.